GCGUAUCUAUACUUGAGCAAAUUUUUUUUCUGAAGCGGUAGUGAAAAAAUUUUCAAAGGCGUAAAAUGAGUGAAUUUGCUGGAUCACAAUCUAAUUUAAAUCAAUCGCAAGCAUUUGCGGCCGCAUUGCAGCGUGCUAAGCAGAUAGCCGCAAAGAUACAGCCAAAUACCGCACAACCGAGUGGUGGAGGUUCAUCAAGCGCUGGUAUCUCACCACCAUCAGGCCUUGGUUUUAAGCGUAACCACGAUGAUAGCGAUUCGGGUCCGGAAGCAAAACGUUACACCAGUCCUGGCAAUGAUUACAACAAUUCCAACGGUAGCAGCGUGGGAGGUGGCGGUAGUAAUGCCGGCUCGACAAAUAUUUCUCAAGCACUCGCACAAGCCACCGCUGUGGCACAGCGUUUAGCCGCUACAGCUGGCACAACUGUAGAAGAGCAAAUACGCAUUCCGGAAUCGCUUGUAAAUUCGGUAUUGGGACGUGGCAGCACUGAAACUAUUACACAAAUUCAGGGUGAAUCUGGUUGCAAAGUGCAGCUAUCGCAGGAUCAAGACCGCGUCAUAACGCUACGUGGUUCGCGCGAGACUGUUACUAAAGGGCGCGAAUUAUUCCAACAAUUGUCGAAUCGUAAUGGCGGUGGUAACAUCGAAGUGGUAUUGACUAUAAAUAUGCCACCACCAGGGCCUACAGGUUUCCCACCGUACCAAGAAAUUAUGAUACCUGGUACGAAAGUCGGUUUGGUAAUUGGUAAAGGUGGUGAUACCAUAAAACAACUGCAAGAGAAGACAGGCGCAAAAAUGGUUAUAAUACAAGAUGGACCAAACCAGGAAAUAAUUAAACCGCUACGAAUCUCUGGAGAUCCACAAAAAAUCGAACAUGCCAAACAAGCUGUUUUAGAUUUGAUAGCACAGAAAGAUUUACAAGCAGCUGCGCUUGCAGCACGUAAUAAUGGUGGCAGCGUGCAAGGUGCUGGUUCUGGUGGUAGCGGUGGCUAUAAUUUUGGCAACACUGGCGAACAGUGUGAAGUUUUUGUGCCGAAAAUAGCAGUAGGUGUUGUUAUUGGCAAAGGUGGUGACAUGAUACGCAAAAUACAGACUGAAUGCGGUUGCAAGCUGCAAUUCAUACAAGGCAAGAAUGAUGAACCCGGCGAUAGACGUUGCCUCAUACAGGGUACACGACAACAAGUAGAUGACGCCAAACGCAUGAUUGACGGACUUAUUGAGAAUAUGAUGCAACGACAACAACGAAAUGCUAGCGGCGGUAGCAAUGGCAAUAUGGAAGGUAAUAAUUCCAAUUACGGUUAUGGCUAUGGCGUAAAUCAUGCACAACAGCCGCCACGUGAAGAAAUAACAUUUAUGGUGCCUUCAUCAAAGUGUGGUAUUGUUAUCGGUCGCGGGGGUGAAACGAUCAAGCUAAUAAAUCAGCAAUCUGGGGCAUAUUGUGAAAUGGAUCGUAAUGCUGUAAAUCCGCCAUCUGAGAAGCUAUUCAAAUGCAAAGGCACCUCGGAACAAGUGGAAGCUGCACGUCAAAUGAUAGCCGAAAAGAUUAAUAUGGAAUUGCCGAUUAUUUCACGUAAACCCAUUAGUGGCAACAUUCCCGGACAACAUAACAACCAAGGUGGUUAUGGACAGAAUCCCAUGCAAAAUGAUCCCAAUGCCGCAGCGGCCGCAUACCAACAGCAAUGGGGCGGUUAUGCACAAGGUUGGGGCGAUCAAAGUCAGCAACAACAAAUGAUGAUGGGCGGUGCAGCUAUGGGACAAAAUGCAGGUGCAGCAGCUGGUGGGCAAGCUGAUUAUUCUGCACAAUGGAUCGAAUACUACAAAUCAAUGGGCUUGAUGCGUGAAGCUGAAAUGAUAGAACAGCAGCUGAAGGCUAAACAAGCUGGUGGAAAUGCCGGUCAACCAAUGGGUGGUAUGCCACAACAACAGCAAGCACAACCGCAACCGCAACAACAGUCACAACAACAACAAGGGCAACAAGGUGCCGGUUCAGCAGAUUACAGCGCCCAAUGGGCUGAGUAUUAUCGCAGUAUGGGCAAGAUUGCCGAGGCAGAAGCAAUCGAAAAGCAAAUGAAGCAAGGACAGAAUGGUCAAUCAAAUGCAGCUGGUGGUGGCAGUAAUAAUCCAGGCAGCAACAGUAAUGCUGGCAGUAGUAGCGCGGGUGCCGGUAAUCCCGCUGAUGGCAGCAACAACGCAGCGUUGCAAGGUAUGACACCCAGUCAAUAUGCGCAGUAUUCACAGUACUAUGCAGCGGCGCAAGCGAGUCAGGCGGCAGGCGGUGCUGCACCCGGCUAUCCACAAGCGGCUUAUGGGGGUUAUGGUGCACCCGGAGGUGGUUAUCCAGGUGCGCCACAACCCAACAUGCAGCCCGGUAAUAUGGGUGGCGGACCAAGUGCCGCCGGUCCGAAUAAACAAAACAAAGGCGACCAGAAGUAAAUGACAUAGUCAAUAUUAUGCAUGAGAGUGUGGAGCGGAGAGAGGAGUGGAGUGGUGGCAGCGGCAGCAAUGUAGAUGGAGCAGCAGUUUGUGUAUCCCGAGAAAUUGGAAGAAAUUUGAGAAUGUUUUUUUCAUAUUAAAGCAGUUGCAUGUGAGGUCACAAAUGUCUCAAUUACUACUUCUACUACUACUACUACUACUACUACUACUCCUUAUCACUCACAGCAAAAAAAAAAGUAUAUAUAUAUAUAUAUAUAUAUAUAUAGAAAAGAAAACAAAAAAGUCUGUGAAAAUGUGUUGGCGUGUGCGAAAUGGUUUAAAUUUAAUAUUUUAAAUAUAUGCAUCAUAUAUAUAUAUUUUUAGUUUGUAAGCAUAAUUUAUAGAAACAACAACAACAGCACUAUAAUACAAAUGCAAUGCGAUAAAAGCCAAACACGCAACUGUAAAUCAUUGCUACAAACAAAUUAAACAAGUUUUGAGUGCAAAAAAAAAAAAAAAAACACAAAUAACACAAACUUUGAUAUAAAAUGAAAAGGCCGAAAGAAGCCGAAGGAGAAGAACUUUUGCGCCGUAGUAAAAUAUUUGCGUAACAAAAUACAUUAGUACAGUUUUGUUCAAUCAAAAGUAACGAAAAGUUAAAAAAUAUAAAUAAAAAAUAAACACAUUAUUAGCUAAAUAAAUAUUUGCAAAGGUAGCGGAUUUAGUGAACAAUUAACGCUCGUAAAUUUUCCACAAAAUUAAAAAUAAUAAUAAUUAAUGCUUGACAUAACCUUAAAAAGUAGAAAUAAUAAUAAAAAUACAAUAAACAUCGGCAUUAACGGUUUAAUCUUUUAUAAUAACAGCGCAAACAAAUAGUAAAAUAAAGUUAUAUUCCAAUAUUCUUCCAAAUGCAUCAUCUACAUCUACUACAACAACGAAAUGUUUCCCAGACGCUGGAAAUUAUCUAAAAUAUGGAAGAACACACACACACGCGCGCAAACAUAGCAAAAUGUCAGCCAGCAACUAGAACAAAAGCAACAAGUAAACGCCAACACCCAACACACACUCGACUAUUUAUAUAAGUGGAUGCUAUUUCCAGCGUGUCCAUUAGUUCAUUCCCGUUAAAUUUAAAAUAGAAAUGAAAACGAAACGAAAAAAUUUUUUGCGUUUUGUACGCGAAACAAGCAGUGCACCGCAUGUGGUAAGCUUUGGAAUUAUAAUCAAUUUAAUUGCUGAUAAAAUUUAUAUAUAUAUAAUAUAUAAAACAACAACAAUGCAUAUAAAAUUGUACACAUACAAUUUUCGCAUAGUGUAUAACGGCAUAUGUGUGUUUAUUAAACAUAUAUAGAAGAAAAACAAGUAACAUACAUAAAUACAUAAAUAAUUUACAUAUAUCUAUAAAAUGUUUUUUAAAAAUGAUUAUUAUUAUUGAUUGCCUAAAACAAAUGCGUCAUUUAACGUUUUGCAAAUGAAAUAUGUCUUAUGUUUAAUUUACUAUCUAUACCUAUAUGUAUAUGUAUAUUUAAAACAUGCAAAUUACCCCAUGUAUGUACAAUAUAUUAUAAGAAAUUCAAUUAAAAAAUGCCAAUAUAAUAAUAAUAAUUACAUAUACAUCAUAACAUAUGUAUAUGCAUAUGUGCUUAUAUACGUAUAUAUGUAUAUUUAAAAAACAAAACAAAAAAAAAUCUCUUGAUAUCUAUUUCAAUUAAUUAGCAUUGUAGCGGGUUUAUUUACUUGUACACGUGUAUGUAAGUGCCACACAAGUGAAAUGAAGAAUAAUCAAAAAGGGCAGUUAAACAAAAUGCAAAGUAGUAAAGUAAAUGGAGCAGCAACAGCAACACAUUGUUGGCAAAUUGUUUUAACAUUUUUGGUCGAAAAGCAGACACAGACUCUCAGUUGCACGUAAAAUUUAAUAUUUGAUUUUUUUUUAUUACUUUUUUUAAUUUAAUUUUUCUUUAUUAUGUACAUAUGUGUGUUUAGCGUAUUAAAUAUUGAUUUUAUAUUUUACAUAUUUUGCUACAAAUGUCUAUUUACAAAAUAUUGUUGAUUUCCCAUUAUUAUAUUUUUUUUUAUAAUUUCAGUAUAAAUUUAUACUCUAAAUAUGUAUAUUUUUUUAAAGCAAUACUGUGGCAGAAUUUUACUGAUUUCCAACAUUUUUAAACGCGGCAGUUGGUGCAUAAUUUUUUGUGUUAAACUCUAAUUGCAAAUAAUUGUGAACUAUUUUAGAAUGACAUGUGUUAUAAUAAUACAGGUGAAAUAUUUUAGAAUGACAUAUGUUAUAAUAAUACAGGGUGUACUAAAAGUGUUUAACGGAAAAUGUUUAAUAACAUGUGAACGGUUAAAUGGUGUUUUCUUAAAAUACUCUAUAUUUUCAAGAAUAUGAAAUUACACAAAAAAAAAAUAUCGUUCCAUACAUUUUUUUUAUAGUGUUUGUAAAAUUUACAAUAGAAAUUUCAAUGCAAAAAUUUAGGCUUUUUCUGGACUAUAAUUUCAUAUAUAUUUCAUUCGCCGUACAAAUACAAAUUGUAUAAUUCUCAACUGGUUUAUUGAUAACAAUAAUUGAGCGUUAGAAGUGGUCAAAAUUAAAAUUUCACAAAAAUUUUGUUUAUAGAUUGUGUUUUUUCUAACUGUUAUCUCUUAAUAGUCAAUAUAAAAACAUACAAGCAACAUUUCUAACCUAAACAAAUUUAUAAAGCAUCCUCCACUUGCCAGUUUAACAACAAAAGACAACACCGAUGGGGCUAGAAGACACCAAGAAAUACUUAACUCAGAAGUGCAGUUGCAAAUUUUAAUAUGUGCUGGGUUUAAAAUUCAAAUUUAUUUAAUUAUACUAUGAUGUACAUUAUUAAAUUGACUCCAAUUUGUUGAUAUAUACAUGCCUAUAUACAUACAUAUAAAAUUAUAUUUUUUUAAUAUAUUCCUGCGUCCAUACAAUGAAAUAUGCAAUAUUUUUCGUAUAACCAAAUUUUGUAUGUAAUAUAUUUUCUAUAAAAAAGUGAGCUAUAAUAUUUUCUUUAUAUCUUUUUUUUUUAUAUGUACAUAAAUGACCAACCAACUAUGGUUUACUGCCCUACGUCCUACGGUACGUUGAUUGUGUGCACACACGUGUCUUCAGGUCGUUCGAUUGGUGAGCGAAACUAAUUCUGUACCAUAUGAAAGAAAGUAAUAAUAUGUGUGUGGCAAAGUGUGCAAAGUAGAGCAUUACAUGAAAACAAACAGAAAGAAAGAAAGAAACACGGUUUAUGCAUACCUUUUCUUGGUAAGAUUCAUUACAUUGCUUAACUGUUUUGAUACAAAAACAAACAAAAAAUAAUAUAUUGAAUUUUAUGCAUUUUUUCCAUAUACCAAGUAUAUACAUAUAUUUAAAAAUAUUUUUCAAACAAACAGAAAUUAUUUAACUUUACAUACAUGCAUAUAAACAACAUUUAUAUGUAUAUGAAAAUGUGUUUCUCCGCUAUAUAAUAUUAUAUUGAACUGAACUGUUUAUAUCCAAUGAAUUUGCACGCACUCUAUAUACAUGUGUGUGUGUGUGUGUGUGUUAUUUUUUGUGCGCCAUAGUACUAUUUACCUAAUAUAAAAAAUACGUACGUUUUUUUUAAUUCCUAUCUCUACUAUAUUGGUUGAUAUGUUGUUGUUACAUUUUGUAUUGCAUAAACAUACAUAAAUCUAUUUCCAGUGCCAGUACAGUUUCAGUUAAAAUGCGCUAAAGAGUCUACAGCAAACCAUAACUAUCUACUAGUACACAAGUAGCACUUACCUUCUCUUCACCCAACUGCCAAAAAUAAAAAAACAAAAUUUCCUACCACUCUACUACUACUACUACCACAAACGUACGUACAAUACUAAAAAUAGCAGUAACAAUAACUACCAAAGCCAAAAGCAAUAAUGGUAAGCUGCUCUCUGCCUAUAUAUAUGAAAUAACUUUUUUGAAAUUUAUGAAAUUUUGAACACGUAUGUACAUAUAUUGCAAUUUUGAAAAAUUUAUAUACCGAUUUCACUAUAUAAAAUUGAUUGAUUGAUUGUGCUAUAACAUUUUUAAACCAUAAAAAAAAUUAUAUUUUAAAUAUAUUCAAGUGUCCUUUAUUAUUAUUUUUUUAUACAUAUACAAACCACCAUUUCAUUAUUGCUCAUUUUAUUACAUAUAUGUAUGUAUAUUAUUAUUGU
Molecule: messenger RNA, 6575 nt
Organism: Zeugodacus cucurbitae (melon fly)
Lineage: Eukaryota; Metazoa; Arthropoda; Insecta; Diptera; Tephritidae
Gene: Psi
Product: far upstream element-binding protein 3
Exons: 10
Coding region: 66-2432 (788 amino acids)
Biological process (GO): regulation of DNA-templated transcription
Cellular component (GO): cytoplasm; nucleus
Molecular function (GO): mRNA binding
Source: RefSeq, a predicted model, not a curated record